This is a messenger RNA of Paramecium sonneborni, 5715 nucleotides long. The record is from the annotation of a GenBank genome assembly. Lineage: Eukaryota; Ciliophora; Oligohymenophorea; Peniculida; Parameciidae.
AUGAGUUUACCAUUUAUAAAUUAAGCUAUUCAAACUAUAUAACAGUUUCCUAUUACCUAAUAAACAAAUGAACUCAGAUUAAUUUAUUAAACUUGUUAAUAAUCAUCAAAGUAGUUGGGAAAAUUUAAAAUUGAUAAUACAUUUUGGAAUUAAGACAUUACAAAAGUAGAAAUAGAAAUCUCUAAAAUAUUACAUGAAUUUGGUUAUCGUGUCAAACCUAAUCCUAUUCAAUAAUUUAACUUUGAUAUCUUUCUCUAAAAGAAAGCGCGUCUCAAUAUAACAAUUGAAGAUUAUAGAGAAGCAUUACUUUAGUUUUAUGAAAAUUAAUAAGCUAAUUUAUGGAUUAGGAGAAAAUACUUAAUAAGAUAAAGAAUAGCUUUAUUACAUAAUCCUACAGAAGAUGUUCUGUUUUAUGAUCCAUUAGUUAAGGUGAAAUCAGAUGUUAUUCCAAUAGAAAUGUAUUCAACAGUAAAUGUAGAAAGAAUACAUCCAGACGAGAAUAAGACUUUAGUUGAUGAAGAAAUAAAAAUGAUAGAUGAAAAAUUGAUUGAAUAUGCAGAGAUAAGCGAAAAACUAUCUAAUGAAAGAAUUUUUGACCCUUCAAGAUUUGAUUAAGAUAUACCUUAAAUAUAGAUAUCAACUGAUGAUGAUCUCAUCUUUGAAAGAAUGAACAAUAAAAUAUAUAUAAGCAUGCCAUUCAUAACAUAAAAGCAUUUGAAAGAAUAUUACAACUUCAAAUAAAAUUUAAUGGCAGAUAAAUUAGAUGAUUUAGAUACUCAAAUAUUUAUAGAGAGUUUAGAAUCUACUACAUAAGAAAGUAUUUCUACAUAAUAUUGCAACAUGUAUUUAAUUCCUGUAACAAUGCCAUAAUUAUAAUAAGAAUUGUAAUAAUUAGCUAUUGAUUAAGGAGUUGAUCAAGAUAUUUCUGUUGAUAAUGGAGCCUUGUUUCUAUUUGCUAUCGAUAAGCAUUUCAUCUAGAAGAUCUAAGAAUAGAGUAAUAAAUAUCUCCUUUUUCUUCCAUAUAAUCUAGAUUAGUCUGAGUAGAAGACUAAGAGUUUUUAACAAUAAACUAUGAACAUAUUAAAUGAAUUAAAAGAGGAUAAGAUUAGAAAGAAUUAGUAUAGAAUUAGAAGUAGUGCUCAUUGGUUAGACAAUAUUUAAAUUAUUUAAAAUAAAGAAGAUACAGAAAUGAAUUUAAUAUUUAACUAAUAUGAGGAUAGCUCAAUCAAUUCAUGGAUGAAAUUCUUACUAUAUCAUGAAUCUGAUAAAAUACUUGACAAAAUAAAUAAGGAUGUAUCAUUAGUUUAAGAGAAGGUCUAAUCAACUCUAUUUCCAGAAAUAUAUUUCUAGUUUUUCUAGAGAUAUUAAAAAUUACUCUAUUUGGAAUCAAGAGAAUCUUUAAUUUAAAUUAUGCAUUGCUACAAUGUUAUGAGAACUAUGUAGAAAAAUUUAAAUAUCUAUUUCAUGGAUUUACAUCAACUUUCUAGUUAAUUAACAAAAGAGAGAAUACAAAAAAAAUAAUAAAAUACUUUGAAUGCUUUCAUAACAAGUUUAGAUUCUAAAGAUACCAUUCCAUAGGAAGAUACUUCAGCUUAUUUUUGUGAAGAGAAGAUUUAAAGAAAUCAUAAUCUUUUUGAAAUUAUAGAUGGAAAUGGUCAUAAAAUUAUUCAUGAAAUUGUGUUUAAAGAUGUAGCUUAAUUAUUAGAUAAAGUAAGUCAUAUAAGUGCAUUUACAUUAUAAUUUACAAAUAAAAUUGGUGAAAAAAAUAGUCAUUCUGAUUCUUAAUAAUUAAAUAGAUUCUUAGCAGUCAAAGAUUUACUUUAAGCUGAACUUGAUUACAACAAUGCUAAAUGUAAAAUAUUUUAAAUUGUUUAUCCUUUGUUGUAAAAGGCUAGAGUUUCUGAAUUGAAUAAUGCUGUAAGUAUAUUAGCCAGGUUGAUUCAUUAAUAGCCCAAAUUUAAGUAUGAUUAAAAUGUACUUAUUUAUUAUUAAGAAGCUACUAAAAGGUUGAAUCUGUUAUGUGAUAUUUUCACUCAUACUCGAUCUCUCAAACUUAUUUUAAAAUUAUUCUCUAUUAAAGAUUUAAAUAUAUUGGAAUAAACUUUAAAAUAUAUUAGAAGAGAUAGAUUGAUUGAUAAAGAGUUUCCUUAUAAAUAAUUUUAUAAAGACUCAAUCUUAGAUUCUAAAAAUAAUUUAUCAUAGAUUCUAAAAUAAUUACCAGAAGACAGCAAUUUUAAUAUUUUCUCUCUUUUAGAAUUUUUAGUCUUAAGAAGAAAAUUUUAUAAAUUAUCUUUGAGAAUAUAUUAUUUGAGCAACAUAUAUGGAUAACAAAUUAAAGAGAGGGGUUUGACAAAUAAAAUGAUUUAAAAAUUAGAAUUAAUUCCGAACAGAGUUAUAGAUGAAAAAAACUUUGAUGUUUUCUCGAUAAUAAUGGAUGAAUAUUUAAAGAUUGGUAAAGAAUGUCAAUAAAUUGAAUUAUGGACAACUUUUGCAGCAGAUAAUUAUAAAAUGAUUGAUAUGUUAAUGCCUCUAAAAUCAUUAUUAUUAUUAGACUUCUAUUUGUUUAAUGCAAUAAAAAUAAACAAAAAAUAGAAUCAUCAAUUUAUUGAUCUAAUAGGAUUAAAAGAAAAAUUAGCAUUGUAAGCUUAAACAACAUAGAGAAAAGCUAACAUUAUGUAGAGUAGUACAAAUGCAAAUGAUUAAAAUAAUUAAGACAAAAUAAAAUAGACAGCCAUUAGUAUGAUUUCUAGUCAAUUUAGAGGUUCAUUAUUAGUUAAAAAUUUUGUAAAUAAAAUGCAGCAAAAUCAAUCAACAGCAUUAUAAGAAUUUAAUAAAUUAUUAACAUAAAAUUGUCAAUCAUUAGUUUUCACAUUACAUGCACUUGUAUAAAGAGAAUAGAUGAUUCAAUUAAAUUAGAAAUUACCCUUUGUAAAACCUUUAUUUACUGAGGAACCAUUUUUAAAUGAUAUGCAAUAAAUUUAGAACCCAUUCAUCAUUCAUAGCAUACCAUCAAUAAUGAACAUUAUUAAUUUUAAAGAUUUUGACAAUAAGGUUUCAAAUACUGAAAUUGAUAAUUUGGGAGAUGAAGAUUGGAUGACUACAACUCGAUUAAAGUUAGAGAAAAAUGUUACUCCUUUGUCUGCAAAUAGAAAGUAACCAAAAUUUAAGAGUUCUGGCAAUCCUUUCUCUAAUAAUACAAAAUUCUAAGAACCCAUAUCUGGAUCAUAACAAUUAGCCCUACAAUUAGUCUAAUUCUUAAUUGGUGUUCAGUCAUGUAAUUGCAAUGUUCAGGAUCUUAUUUAUUUGAAUCAAGGAAUGCUUGGAAUGGAGGAAUUAAAAAGAAAUUAGUUAAGAUUGAGAAGAGACCUAGAAAGUGUAUAUUAAUAAGUAUAAAAGUAUAAGGAUAAUAUUACAAAGAUAUUAUCAAAUGGUAAUAUUUAGAAUAUGAAUCUUACGAUUAUGACUUAUUUAGAAAAAUUGAUUAAACGAUUUCAUCUCUUAAUUAUCAUCACUAUGAUUUCUUCUGUUCAUCAGUUUAGAAAUCAAGUUUAAGAUAAUAGUGAAAUAUAUCCUUAAAUAAUAUCAACAUUAAGAAACACUUUAAUAACUGGUUGCUUUAGAAAUAUGUGUCAUCUUGAAAAAUUGAUGGAUUAGGCACCCAGAGUAUAUCCUUCCAUUUAAACUAAAAAGAUUAUAAGUGAUAAAAUGAUGUUGUUAAAAUAUGCAUUUGGUUCUUAAUUUGUGUAAGUUCAUUAAACCAAUCCAAAUAAUGUUCAUAUGCCACUUUAAGAAUUUUAAUUUGAAGAUUAUUAUACAUAAUUAUCACCUUAUAUGAUUCCAUCUUAGCAAAUAUUAUUUAGAACAUAAAAAAUCAAUUAUAACAUUGAAUCUUUUUUAUCCAAUGUAAUUGAUCUCUUUCCUUAAGCAAUGUCAAAUUUAUUUACAUUGUUUCCUCAAUCAAAAUUGAUUUAUUAUUCAACAAUAUAAGAUUUAAUUGUAUCAGAAUCAGAGUCUAUAUUGAGAGAUAAAUGUAUUUUUGAAGUUGAUGAUUUUUUCAAAUAUGAAAGAGCAUAUAGAAAACUUAUGGUGUUACAAUUUCGUUAUUUAAUAUUAUCAGAAUUUUUUACAGUUUAGAAAAGAGAAAUCCUUCCAUUUUCAUCAGAUACUCAGGAUCCUUGUACACAAUGGUUAGAAAACUGUGUUGAGUUAUGUGAUAAAAAUAUGCAUAAAUAAUAAUUGAAAGCUGGACUAUUAUUAAACUCAAUUCCAGGUAUAAAUAGAUAAUUCAAUGAACUUAAAAAAGGAUCUAAGACUACAAGAAUGAAUUAUGAACCAGCAUAAGAGAAGUUUUCAAUUUUGCCUAGAUUAAGAUUGGAAAGUUUUGAGAAUCAAGUUUUUUAGUUGAUAUCAAUGAUGAUAGGAUGUUAGGCGAUAUUUUAAGAAGAGGGUAAAUAGUAUUAUUAGUAAUUAAAUAAUUAAUUGAAUAAGAUGGAUUAACCAUAUUAAGUAGCAAAGUAGUUAAAUGUGUUUUAUAGUAAUUUAGAAAGGGAUUCAUUAAAAAUAAUGACAUUGAAUAAGGGAUAUGCUCAUGUGAUAGCAGAUAGUGAUCUAGAUAAGCAUUUGAAUGAUUUCAAUAAAAGAAUGUUGGAUUUCAAUAAGUCAAAUUAUCCAAAUCAUAUCGUAAUAGAAAAUGAAUCAUUAUAAAGAAUGUACAAUUAGAAAUCAAUAGAACUUCGAUUUGCAAUGAAAAAAAUAAAGUUUUAUGAAUCUAAUAUAAAUCAUAUAGUGGAGAGUUUGGUUGCACAGAGAACGAAUGAUUUAAUAUUUGAAAAUGAUGCACUGAAGUAAUAAAUAGAAUAGUUAAUGAAGAGUUUUGAUAUAGAGAAGCAGAAAUUGAGAGAUAAGAUUAAGGAGGAAUUCAGUGAGUAAAUUCGUACUUAAGAUGUAUUGAUAUAGUAGAUGUAAAAUCGUUUUUAAGAUUUUAAGAGAGGGAUAUCAAUGGAGAUGACUAAUUUUAUAUAGGAAUAUAAGACAGAUGGAUUGAAGAGAGUGAGAGAUAAGGCAUCUGAGGCUUUAUUUGGUUAGGUUAAUAAAUUGAAUAUAGAUUUAGAUGUUGAAUAUUAGAGAGUGGGAGUAUAUGAUAAAUUUAAGGAGGAUAGUGAGUAAAUAAAUUCUUUAUUUUAAUCAUUGAAGAAAUUGAGAACAUUUUAUUUAUGGAAAGAGAUGUGUAUAAGGGAGAGGUUUGAAAAAUAAAUAUAAAUAAUAGUAGCAGCAAAUUCAAGUAAUGAGGAAUUAUAAUAAAAAAUAUAGUAAUUGACAGAGAAUGUAGAGAUUCUUAAGGAUGAGUUGAUUUAAAAUAGAAAGAUUAUAACAAUAAUGGAUAAUUAGAAUUAGAUAUUGAGAAGAGAUUUAUAGAAAUUAAAAAUAGAGAGAUUUUAAGCAAUGAGAGAGAAAGGUUAAUUGGGAGCAAUUGCUACUUAUUAGGAUUAAGAGUAAGAAUUAGAGGAGUAAAGAAAAUAAAUUGUAGAAACAAAGAAAGAUUAACAAUUGAAGAAUUAAAGGCCAAUUACGGCUUCAUCAAUUGCAAGAUCAAUAAAAUCAGUAUAGAAAGUUUAGAAAUUAUCUACAACUUAAAGUGUACCAAAAUUAGGAACAUCUUAAAUGAUGUCAAAUCAGAAAGGAACGUUAACAAUGAAAUAUAAAAUUACAUCUUGA